UGUUAAAUGUUCAGACGGAAUUGUGCAGUAAUAGUUCGAAGAUAUCCUUAGUGCGAUAUGCUAUUACAUCUGAAGUGUAAAACCGGUUUGACUACUUUAAGACCAUUCUAUGGCAUUUUUUUUUCUAAAUAUAUCAGUUAUCUGCCUGCAUCUAACUAAGUCCAAACUGGUAAAUGAUUCUGCGCGUAAUAUGUACAACAAUUUUAAAAUUUUCAAAUUUCAAGAUGUCAAACGGAUUACUAGCAGGACAAAGAGUUCUUUAGUUGCUUGCGUACAGUCUGAAUUAGUAGCUGUAGUCAAAGCUGGUACAUGGAAAAAUGAGCGCAUAAUUGCUUCGCCUCAACGAAAGGAAAUCACACUAUCAAAUGGAAAGAAAGCGCUCAAUUUUUGUGCCAAUAAUUAUCUUGGUCUAGCGGAUAACAAGGAUGUUAUCAACGCAGCAAAGAUUGCACUGGAUAAAUAUGGUGCUGGUUUGAGUUCCGUAAGAUUUAUAUGCGGGACACAGGAGAUACAUAUUGAAUUAGAGAGGAAAAUUGCCAAGUUUCAUGGCAGGGAGGAUACGAUACUUUAUGCGUCUUGCUUUGAUGCAAAUGCUGGUAUUUUUGAAACUUUAUUAACUACCGAUGACGCGGUAAUAAGUGAUGAGCUAAAUCAUGCGUCUAUUAUUGAUGGGAUACGAUUGUGCAAAGCGAAAAGAUAUAGAUAUAAACACAGAGAUAUGACGGAUUUGGAGAAUAAACUUCAAGAAAGUAAGUCAGCACGAUUGCGUCUUAUUGCAACUGAUGGAGUAUUUUCCAUGGAUGGUACUAUUGCACCAUUAUCGAAAAUAAUCGAGCUUGCAAAAAAAUAUGACGCUAUCACAUUCGUAGAUGAUUGCCAUGCCACAGGAUUUUUUGGUAAAACCGGCAGAGGUACAGAGGAAUAUUUUGAUCAUCUGGGAGACAUUGACAUCAUUAACUCUACGUUAGGAAAAGCUCUUGGAGGAGCGGCAGGUGGUUACACAACUAGUAAAAAAGAGAUUGUAAGUUUGCUAAGACAAAGAAGUAGACCAUAUCUGUUCUCGAAUUCAAUACCUCCAUCUGUAGUUGCAUCGGCAAUUAAGGUGAUGGAUCUUAUAACGGAUAGCACAAAGUUUUUGGAUCGUUUAGCAGGCAAUACUGAGCAUUUCAGAAAUGCGAUGACCAUGGCUGGCUUCACUAUCAGUGGCGAUAAUCACCCUAUCUGUCCUGUUAUGUUAGGUGACGCAAAAUUAGCAACAAUAUUUGCUGAUAAAAUGAUGGGAAAAGGAAUUUACGUCAUUGGAUUCAGCUAUCCUGUAGUACCAAAAGAUAAAGCAAGAAUACGUGUUCAGAUUAGCGCAGCGCAUACGACUGAAGAUAUAGAUCGUGCUGUGAAUGCUUUCAUACAAAUUGGAAAAGAAUUUGCGGUAAUUUAAUAAAUAUAUUUUUGAUAACAUCACCGAUAAGAAUAAUACCUCGUCGGUAACAAUAAACAAAAACU
This is a messenger RNA of Trachymyrmex septentrionalis, 1500 nucleotides long. RefSeq names its product 2-amino-3-ketobutyrate coenzyme A ligase, mitochondrial (gene Gcat). Gene Ontology annotation, molecular function: pyridoxal phosphate binding; glycine C-acetyltransferase activity. The record is from RefSeq and is a predicted model, not a curated record. The transcript is spliced from 7 exons. Gene Ontology annotation, biological process: biosynthetic process; L-threonine catabolic process. The coding region runs from base 110 to 1435 and encodes 441 amino acids. Lineage: Eukaryota; Metazoa; Arthropoda; Insecta; Hymenoptera; Formicidae.